Molecule: messenger RNA, 99 nt
Organism: Phytophthora nicotianae INRA-310
Lineage: Eukaryota; Oomycota; Peronosporomycetes; Peronosporales; Peronosporaceae
Exons: 1
Coding region: 1-99 (32 amino acids)
Source: RefSeq, a predicted model, not a curated record
AUGGACAAAUUCGGCAAACUGCAAGCUCAGCAAGAACGCGAGACUUCCAGUUUGCUGGGCGAGAACUUGCGAGAUGGCGAUGCUGCCCCAUUGCUGUGA